ACAGAAGAGACGGCAACCACCAAGACCUCUGGAGUCAGUGGUCGUCACACAGGCGCUGACCAGUACCUACACAGACAAGAGUCACGGCAAUUCUCCAAACUUCUCAGCAACCCGUAGCUCCCUAAUCACUCUACAAAUUACAACCUACUAACCCACAAAACAUCCAACUCACCGAAGCUAAAAGCAAGAAAGCAGAGGGAUUUCCUCGUCCACUGCAGGAGUAAACCGAACAACUAGAACCAAGCCCUAAGAACUAGACGCGAGAGAUAAAAAACUACCAGUUUUCUACGCUCGCACUAUCAAUAUUGGAUAUUGGAUAUUGGAAGCGUUCAACGUCCUUCGGGACUUUCAUUAUAAUGUCAGUUGUAGGUGAACGUAAAAAGACUCAGAAAGGUUCAUUAAAAGAGAAAGUACUUCAGGUUUAUGACAAACUAUUUCAAGGACAAGAUAUAACCCAGGGCAGAGCAGAGUUUUGGGAUGACUUCUUUUUAUUGAAACCUAAUCUGAAGUGUUUGUCUGCACACUUUGAAAAGACAAGCGGUGAGGAUCUUGUUAGAUUAAAGCCUCAACUCAACAGACUCUUUAUACAGUGCCUUCAAACAGCUCAGUAUGAUAAACAUCGGAUUCGAAUUGCUAAUUCAAUCCAAACACUUGAUUGUCUUCUGAGUAGUGUUCACAAAUGCAGAUCAUCAUCAACGUUAAAUGAAGAACUAAUUGAGAUUUUACUGGGACCAGAACACAUUAAGGAUUUUAUGGAGAACUACAUUUCGUUAUGCGUUGAACUAGUCCGUGAAGACAGACCGGAACCACUUCGCAGUCUCAUAUUCAAUUCAAUGUUAACUUUUGCUUCAGUUACUUCAUCUCUAGACAAGAAUCCAUUUGUAGCUAGUCUUCUGGACGUUCGCAUUUAUGAUCUGGUAAUGAAUACACUGACUAACCCCCAGAUGAGAUAUUAUCAUGGUGUUACUGCGUGUCGAUUUCUUGGCCUGUUGUUACAAUAUACAAAGACUGGAUCAAUGAAUUCAUUUCAAACGCUUAUUCAUCAAACAGAAGACGAACUAUUAUUAAAUAGUAUACUCUCCACUGUUGCUCUUGCAUUAUCUGAGUUUAACUUAAAAUUUGGUCAACAACGUGACAAUUCUGGUGGUAUUCUCUCCUCGUUUUCAUCGUUUUUCACUACUCUUGUCUCUGGUGAUGUGGCAUCUAAUAUUAGUUUGAGACCGUGUGAUUCACUCUUACUGUGUUUAUAUGAAGUGGCUAGAAGUAGUCAUCACUUCGCCAUACUGCUCUCCUAUUCUAAUGGUCAUUAUACAAAUAAUACAAAAGAUAUGGAAAGUAUUAUUGUUCCAGAUCCCAUAUUAGACUAUCGAAUUUUAAAAGCUGUGAGUACUGAAUCUAUGGUCGGUUAUUUGGAUACAACAAAUUUCGCACCGCCAGGCAGAGCUGUGCCUGUGCUUACUACUACUACUCUCACUACCACUGCAACCAGUAAUAGGACUAGGUCACCAAGUCCUCAGAAUUCAUCGUCGCCGAAUAAUUCAACAAAAGGUGUCAAUGCUCGUCGACGAAAUACAACUUCAUCUUUUGGUGGUAAUGGACAGUUGAAUAACUUUAAUCCUGAUACGGAUUCAUUGUGUACACCUUCGAUAGAACCGAGAAAUUUGUUGGCUGAUCUGCUAGAGUAUUGUUCAGUUGUUAUGCAAGAUGUUAAAACACCAGAAUCACUGAAUAGUUGUCAUCUUUGCCUCAUCAUUCUCUGCUGUAUUACCCAAAAUCAACUAGCAUGCUCUCUGCUACAUGAUAUCCAAACUAGUUUCAAAGUGAGAAUACAUAAGGCUCGUUCACGAAAAUCUGAUCUGAAAAACUAUAAUGUUUUCACAAGUCGUCCAAUUGCCAUGGCUAUUUUAGACUUACUGAUAGAAUUUGCGCAUGGACAUUUGAUGAAGAAACUUCCACAUCGUUUGUAUAGGCUUUGCUUAAUCAUCUGUCAAAAUUUGCUAUGCUAUCAGAGAGCUCAUAAAAUUCGUUUGGAAUUCGAUUGGAAGUCACUAUGGACAGUGAUUUUAAGCUUACUCAAAUUUGUUCUGAACUUAGAUGAUAACAAUCUAGCUCUACCAGAUGCUCUCAAGCUAAUUGAAAAAGCACUUCAAAUCUUCAACUUUUUUAUUCUUCACGGAGAUGGAUUCCUUCAAUCAGCUGAUAUAUAUGACAAUUUAUAUUAUGAAUUAAUACGUAUGCAUUUGCUUGUUGAAAAUCUGUAUGAAUAUUGUCUUCAACAUUCAACGAGUUCUGUUACCGAAGUUAAGGAGAUUGCAUCUACUGUUGUUCUUCAGUUGAGUACUUUAAGAGCAAUUGUCAACCAUUUCAAUGCAAAGAUUUCUGCUUUCUCAACUUUGAAUAAUGUGACCUCAUUGACAGAAAAUCAGGUUCUAGAGAUUGUCCGAGAGAACUAUGAUUCACUUACGCUGAGAUAUCUAGAGAAUUUAGACAUAGUUGAAGAGUAUAUGUGUCAUGAUGAUGAAGAUUUACUCAUGUUUCAUAAUAUUGUUGAAUCAAUCACUAAACAGAUACGUAAAGAUUGUCUUGACUUAAGCUUGCAAAUUCAGAAUCGCCUGCAUGAAUUAUCUUCAAUACCUUGACCAAACAUUUCAAUGAGGCGGGCUAGUAAACAAUAUUCCCAUGAAUUGUGGUACAUUUUAACAAGAUUAUGAGUCGUAAUUUGGUUUUCUUUUUUCUAUUUUUUCACUUCUCUUUCCGUCACUUCAUAACUGUUUCCUUCUGGAAAACACUAAAAAAAGCUUAGUUUUCAAGUUAUUAUACGUAUCUGCAUAUCAGUUUGCGUGCAGACAUUGUUGCCUUAAUCUGAUUGAAGCGCAAGCUCUUUCACUGUGUAAAUACACUCCACUUCGUUUGUAUAUUUUCUUACAAGUGUUUAUGAUAAAUGAAGAAUCAUCUUUGACAGUGAGUAUUGUUGUCACAGCAAACUUGUCUUUCCAUUUCAUCUCUGCGCACAUCAGUGAUAGUCUCCUCUACUUUAUUCCACUUGUUCCUGUUUCUUCUUAUCUAAUUCUCAUUUGUUCAGUUUUUGAAACUUACAACUUAGACAAUGGUUACAUUGAAUAAAUCGUUCAGUGACAUUCUUUUGUUUUCUAACUACAUUGUGCCAUCACAAAUUCAUCGAGACCACUUGACGUCUCGUCAUAUUUGGUACAAUAAACAGCACUGUACUUUCUUGUCUUCGGAAGUGAUCAUAUUCCGAGUAGUGUGAAUCGUUUUUAAAAAAUGUUUUGUCCUGAUAAUUUUUGAUCAGCUUUUUGGAUUUGCAGUAAUUUCGUGUUAGCGCAGUUUCCAACUUCGAAUUAUAUAUAGAGGCGGUUUGAAUCAAGAAAUUGUAAGCGAAUCACAUUCGAGGUUGAUAGAUGAAUCAGUUUGUUAACCGCGUUUACUUGCACAGCAUCGUUAUUGAAAAGAGAGUAGAUGAGAAGUGCACAUCUUGUAUUGGGUCUUCCAAAACAACGAGCUCAUUAUGUUGGAUCGCAUGGAAUGGAUGCAUUAGAAAUAGUGAAACGCGCUGUUCAAUUUUUUAUUGGUGUAUCCCAACACACCUGAAUGCAUUUCGUACUGCCAACAUCUCUUCUAGCAUCAAGAUCGUGGUAUAACCGGUUGGUAGACAACCCAAUUCAUAAUUGUCAAGAAUAUGUAUCAUGUUGUGUAAUCUGGUAAUAAAUUGGAGCUUGAAAAUUUAUUCCAUGAAUUUUUUUCCUGCUGAACAACACUUAUCUUGAGCACGAACAUGUGUAGGGUAUUCAGUCAUCUCAUUGAAUAAUCGCUGC
Heterobilharzia americana is the source of this 3833-nucleotide messenger RNA. The record is from the annotation of a GenBank genome assembly. NCBI's taxonomy places the organism in Eukaryota, Metazoa, Platyhelminthes, Trematoda, Strigeidida, Schistosomatidae.